AUGUCAGAAGCCUUUAUUCCAGUAGAUCAGCUUUCAGUGGACCAGUUCAGCUGUCCAGUCUGUCUGGAUCUCCUGAAGGAUCCAGUAGCUACUCCCUGUGGACACAGUUUCUGUAAGGUGUGUAUUAAUGGCUGCUGGGAUCAGGAAGAUGGUGGUGGGAUUUUCAGCUGCCCCCAGUGUAGGAAGACUUUCAGCCCAAGACCUGAUCUGUGUAGAAACACCAUGCUGGCUGAAGUGGUGGAGAAACUGAAGAAGACUAAACUCCAAACUGCUUCUUCUGCUCACCGUUACACCAAACCUGGAGAUGUGGAGUGUGAUUUAUGUUCUGGGACAAAACACAAAGCCGUCAAGUCGUGUCUGAUGUGUCUGGCCUCCUUCUGUGAAACUCAUCUGAAGCCUCACUAUGAAGUUCCUGCUUGGAAAAAACACACAUUAGUGGAAGCCUGUGGAGACCUACAGGAGAAGAUCUGCUCUCAGCAUGAUAAACCAAUUGAGAGCUACUGUCGUACUGACCGAAGCUUCAUCUGUAGUUUGUGUUUAAAGGAUCAGCAUAAAGGACACAAUACAGUUCCAGUUCAAACAGAAAGAAGUGAAAAACAGAAUAAACUAAAGGAUGAGCAGAGGAAAUCACAGCAGAGAAUCCAGGAGAAGCAGAAGAAGCUGCAGGAGCUCCAAAACACCGUCAGCAUCAUUAAGGGUCGUGCAGAGGCAGCAGUGGAGAACAAUGAAAAGAUCUUUACUGAGCUGAUCAGCUUCAUGGAGAAGAAGUGUUCGGAGAUGAAGAAGCUUAUCCGAGAUCAGGAGGAGGCUGAACUGAGUCUAGCUGAACAACUUAUUCAGCAACUGGAGCAGGAAAUAACUGAACUUAUGAGGAGAGUCGAUGAGCUGGAGGAGCUUUCUCAAUCACAUGAUCACAUCCAUUUCCUCCAGAAUAAACUAAAGGAUGAGCAGAGGAAAUCACAGCAGAGAAUCCAGGAGAAGCAGAAGAAGCUGCAGGAGCUCCAAAACACCGUCAGCAUCAUUAAGGGUCGUGCUGAGGUAGCAGUGCAGAACAAUGAGAAGAUCUUUACUAAACUGAUCAGCUUCAUGGAGAACAAGUGUUCGGAGGUGACAAAGCUGAUCCGAGAUCAGGAAGAGGCUGAACUGAGUCUAGCUGAACAACUUAUUCAGCAACUGGAGCAGGAAAUAACUGAACUUAUGAGGAGAGUCGAUGAGCUGGAGGAGCUUUCUCAAUCACAUGAUCACAUCCAUUUCCUCCAGAGUUUUCCCUCUCUGUGUGUCUCUUCUGGAUGUGAGGACUCAUCCAGCAUCACCGUCAAUCAACAUCUCUCAUUUGAUGGAGUGAACAAAUCUCUCUCAGAUCUGAAGAAGCGAAUCAUGGAAUUCUGUGACAAAAAAAUCCAAUCACAUGCUGCAGCAGAACCAAAGAGCAGAGAAGAUCAUCUGCAAUAUUUCUGUGAGCUCAGUCUGGAUCCCAAUACCUCACAUGGGAAACUAAUUUUGUCUGAAAAGAAAAAAUUGGUGAGAGUCGGAGAUAAAGAUCAGCGAUACCCUGAUCAUCCGGAGAGAUUCAGCUCCCUGUUACAGGUCCUGUCUCAGGAGAAAGUGAGUGGACGCUGUUACUGGGAGGUGGAGUGGAGCGGUGGUGAGGUGUUCAUAUCAGUCUCGUAUAAAGAGAUCGACAGGAAAGGACGGGACAGUGAGUGUUGGUUUGGGUACAACGAGCAGUCCUGGAGUCUGGAGUGUUCUUCUUCUUCUCUCUGUUUCUGGCACAACAACGUAGGAACUGAGCUUGAAGGUCCACCAGCCUCCAGAAUAGGAGUGUAUGUGGAUCACAGUGCAGGAACUCUGUCCUUCUACAGCAUCUCUGAUACAAUGAGGCUCCUCCAUAGAGUCCAGACCACCUUCACUCAGCCCCUCUACGCCGGGUUUCGGGUUGGUUCAGGAUCAACGGUCGGGUUCUGUGAUGCGAAAUGAAAUGUUUACAUGGUAACUACCGUGUUUAAUCUGAUUUAAAAAUAACAUCACUACUGAUCUGUUAAGAUUAGUCAUUUGACUUAAUCUGAUUGUCAAAAGGGUUAAAUAAUGUAAAUGACUGACAAAAAAAUCUGUUUCUACAGAAACUCAGUGAACUUUUACUAUUAGAUUUAUUAUAUCAGCACAAAGAUCCUGCCUAAAGAAAAACAGUCCAAUAAAUCUGAAUUUACCUUCAAUAAA
This is a messenger RNA of Trichomycterus rosablanca, 2217 nucleotides long. RefSeq names its product E3 ubiquitin/ISG15 ligase TRIM25-like. The transcript has 8 exons. The coding region runs from base 1 to 1977 and encodes 658 amino acids. The record is from RefSeq and is a predicted model, not a curated record. Gene Ontology annotation, molecular function: zinc ion binding; protein binding. Lineage: Eukaryota; Metazoa; Chordata; Actinopteri; Siluriformes; Trichomycteridae.